GCCCCCUCCGCGCAGGUGCGUCUCAUUAAAAAGCUGCGAAAGCGCAAUAAUGGCGUCUGUCCGUCUGAAGAGAAGGCGCCAAACCUGCACCGCAGAAAAAGACAUGUCAUCGAGUGGCGUGGAAACGGCAGCUCAGAGCCCGCUGCUCUCCUCCAGCUUCCGCUUCGGCCCGUGGUCGUGUGUGUGUGCCAAAGGUUGGUCGGCCGCCGCGUGGAACGGCCUCCCUGACCCGCUGCUGGCCGCCUCCUCCGGAUGCUCCACCCCUGAGCCGUGGCUCCUCCCUGGCUGCAGCUACGUCUACGACAGCCUGGUCAGUAACAUGUCUCCAGUCUCGUCUCCUCCUCCUCCUGUGAGCGGCGUCCGUGGCCGAGAGAGAGCGUCCAGCAGCAAAACUCGCAGGCCGUCCAUCCUGGAGCGCUGCAUCCUCAAAGUGUCCACCAGCAGCGUGGCUGUGGGGACGGACGAUUUGGACAACAGGAGGUCCCCCUUCGGUCGCUCUUUCCCUCGCCACAUGGAUCUAGCCAACACCGAGACCAACGAGGCGGUUCUGAAGCGGCGGCAGAAACAGAUCCACUACGGCAAGAUCACCAGCGGUUACCAGAACUACCUGCAGCAGGUCCCCAAACACUUGCGGGACCCUAAGCUCCACCCCUCCACACCCAACAUGUACAGGAAGUACAGCCGGCGCUCCUGGGACAUGCAGGUGCGUCUGUGGAGGCGGGCACUGCACCUGUGGGACCCUCCCAACAACCAGCCAGACGCCUUCGACUCAGACGACCCUGUGGCGCAACUGCAGAGCCAGCUGGCAAAGAUGACCUCUGGCCUGUGUGAGGACAUAGGAGACAAGCAGAGAGAGAAGGAGACUCCGGCAGCUUCUGAAGCCUCCUCUGUGUCUCCUCUGUCGACUGGGACGUCACUGGACAUGCCUGGACCAUGGGGUGUCCCGUUCUCCCCGGAGGUGGAGUCUAACCACCGGACUCUCCACUUUCCCCCUGGCCUGCGCUCCCUCAGGAGUCACCUGAGCUCCAGGGACAACAUGACCGACUGGCUCCGCCUCCUCUUGGAGGCUGACCACACCCAUGAUUUGGGCUUGGACGACCAGCAGGUACCCGUGUUCUCCGACCACCUCUCCUGGAACCCGUACUGAUGGUCGCCGCUUCUCCACCGGUUUGAAAACGACGCGGUUCUAGUCGGAGCCGCGUCCCUCGCCAGUCGUCGACUGGACUGGACUUGGUGAUCUUGUUUGACAUCCCGUGUGUGUGUGUGUGCGUGCGUGCGUGCGUUUCCCAGUGCGUUCGUCUUUUUAAGAUCUCUAAAGAGUUACUAUAGCGACAGCAGGGAUGUGACUGUUCCCUGACUACAGUUGCAUUCACUCCUCCGGUGUGAGAGGGGGCAGCACUGAGUGUGGUUUCCUCUUUUUUUUGCACAUUAUCUACAGUUUUUCUUCUCGUUGUUGUUGUUGUUGUUGUUGUUGUUGUUGUUGCACGUCUCACCUGUGUACUGUUGGAGUUUGUUUCUUUUCCUUCACUCGUGAAAAUCACUUAUUUUGAGUAAAGUUCAUCACGCCGUCACCGUCAUGCUCCGCCCGCUGCUCCUCGUCCCCGCCGCUGUGUUUUUUUCUAAAAAAAACAACCCCUUGCUUGUUGGAGGUGAGAAGCUGCCACUUUGUGUUGUGAGUUUACUUUUAUACUCUUUGUGUUUUUUGUCGACUUGUGCUGCUCAAAAAAAAUGGAGAGCAAAGUUUGAACGAUGUGAUUAAUAAAGAUGUAAAUAAAGUGUCAUGGAAUAAAACGGACGUGGUUGUGUUU
Solea solea (common sole) is the source of this 1808-nucleotide messenger RNA. RefSeq names its product stem-loop binding protein 2 (gene slbp2). The record is from RefSeq and is a predicted model, not a curated record. NCBI's taxonomy places the organism in Eukaryota, Metazoa, Chordata, Actinopteri, Pleuronectiformes, Soleidae. Gene Ontology annotation, molecular function: histone pre-mRNA stem-loop binding; mRNA binding. Gene Ontology annotation, biological process: mRNA transport; mRNA 3'-end processing by stem-loop binding and cleavage. The transcript is spliced from 9 exons. The coding region runs from base 50 to 1147 and encodes 365 amino acids. Gene Ontology annotation, cellular component: histone pre-mRNA 3'end processing complex; cytoplasm.